Danio rerio (zebrafish) is the source of this 1880-nucleotide messenger RNA. NCBI's taxonomy places the organism in Eukaryota, Metazoa, Chordata, Actinopteri, Cypriniformes, Danionidae. The record is from RefSeq and is a predicted model, not a curated record.
UUCUCUUUUCAGUGACAUUCCUAUUACUUCAUUCAUAGGCUACUUGAAACAUUCAUGAUCUUUAUUUUUCGGAUAUAAUAUCCAUCAGCAAAGGCACAGGCGGGUAACAUGUUGCGGUACAGCGACGCAGCUGGCAGGAUCCCCAUCACUGCAGAUCUCCAUAUCCCCAAGCUGUGCAAACUCUAUAGGGCAAAGAGGGAGAGAGAGAGAGAGAGAGAGACGGGCUGCAGCACUGGCUGUCCCGCGUGGAGCAUGCAGGAGGAUCCUCAGAGGGAGAUCAGGGCUACACACAUCCACAGCAGUCCGGACACUAAUCAGCUUUUAGCGAUGUAGUCGAUGCGGCUUGAGCUCCGUCUGUCCGAGCUCGUCAAAUAUGAAGAAACAUUCGGCCCGGGUCGCGCCGCUGUCCGCCUGUAACAGUCCGGUGCUCACGCUGACCAAAGUGAGAGGGGAGGACCGGCCGAGGGAGAACGUCGUGGGCACUGCUGACGGACAGGCGAUGGUGGGCGGAGCAGGGGUGGAGUCAGGUGCGGGGAGACAGAGAUUACGCUGCUGUGUGCGAGUGACGGCUGUCCAGGUGCGGAAAGCAAUAUGGGGCGUGGCCAUGGUGAUGUGUGUGUGCUCGUCAUGGGCAGGCUCCACCCAGCUGGCCAAACUGACCUUCAAAAAGUACGACGCACCGUUCACUCUCACAUGGUUCGCCACAACCUGGAACUGCCUCUUCUUCCCUCUGUAUUACAUUGGCCACUUGUGCAAGAGCCCUGAGAGGCAGACACCGAAACAGAGGUUCAGAGAAUGCUGCCGGUUCUUCGGGGACGAUGGGCUGACGGCGAAGGUGUUUUUCACUAAAGUGGCUCCUUUCGGCCUGCUGUGGAUUUUGACAAACUACCUGUACCUUCAGGCUCUGAGGAAGAUCAACAGCACCGAUGUGUCUGCUCUCUUCUGCUGUAACAAAGCCUUCGUCUUUCUGCUGUCCUGGAUUGUGCUGCGCGAUCGCUUCAUGGGCGUCAGGAUUGUUGCUGCCAUUCUGGCCAUCGCUGGAAUCGUGAUGCUGACGUACGCUGACGGUUUUCACAGUCACUCUGUUAUCGGUAUUACCCUGGUGGUGGCCUCGGCAUCAGCCUCCGCCCUCUAUAAGGUGCUCUUCAAGCUGGUGUUGGGCAGUGCCAAGUUUGGAGAAGCGGCUCUUUUUCUGACCAUCGUUGGUGGUGCAAACUUCAUCUUCAUGAGCUUUGUGCCAGUUUUACUGUACUUCACACAUGUGGAAUACUUCACAUCCUUUGCUGAUCUUCCCUGGGCCUGCAUGUGUGGAGUCGCUGCUCUCCUACUAGCGUUCAAUAUUCUGGUGAAUUUUGGCAUUGCCAUUACAUACCCAACUCUGAUUUCACUCGGCAUCGUGCUGAGUGUUCCUGUCAAUGCAAUGGUGGACCUGUACACCUGUGAUAUCCACUUCAACACAGUGCGGCUCAUCGCUGUGUGCAUCAUCUGCCUGGGCUUCCUGAUGCUCCUGUUACCAGAGGACUGGGACCAGUGUUUGAUUGAGCUCGGCACCAAACUCAGAAAGCGGGAACAGCCUGCUGAACCAGCGGACGGCGGAAACAGCUCAGGACUCAACUGGACCCGACGGGCCAGAACCUCCAUGUCCACGUUUACUCACUGACAUGCAGUCGCUUUCUCCCAUUCAUGAUCAGGUGAUGAGGGAUGCUGAGAGGAUUUUUUUCUUUUUUUUCUUUGAGCAAAUCAUUUUUGGUGGUUGUUCUAACUGUAAGUGCUUUUGAGUGUUUAUGUGAAACUCAAGAGCAGAGGUCCCAAACUAUAGUCUUGCGUGCCAAAUUUGACCCAUGCAGUGGGUCAUUAAAUGUUAAUUGUUUGUCCUUAAA